AUGAUAUUCUACGAUCUGAUGGAACGAAUCGAGAGUACGCAGUCGGAUGUGAGGUUGGAUGCGGCUAGGAUUGUGCUGUAUAUAUUGCAGGGAGCAUAUUUGGAUUUUGUGGACGAGGAGUGUGUAUCGAUAGGGAACGGCUUCCAGUCGAGUCCGAAUCGAGAGGGCGGCGACUUGGGCACGGGGGGACACGAGGAGGCGUGCCUUAUUCAGGGCAUUUUUAACGCUUAUAAGGCGUAUGAGGCCGGGUUGUAUCAGACUCUUUGCACGAUGCUGAUGCUGGAAGUGGACGACCCGUGGGAUGUGUCGUGUCAGGUGGAGUCGAAUAGCCGAGGGAGUUCGGUAUCGAAUAGCAGAUCGGCAUCGAAUGUUGACUUGUCGGAUAGUGGUGGGUAA
This is a messenger RNA of Anisakis simplex (herring worm), 396 nucleotides long. The record is from the annotation of a GenBank genome assembly. Lineage: Eukaryota; Metazoa; Nematoda; Chromadorea; Rhabditida; Anisakidae.